This is a messenger RNA of Camarhynchus parvulus, 604 nucleotides long. It is a transcript of the gene IL7, whose product is annotated as interleukin 7. Gene Ontology annotation, molecular function: interleukin-7 receptor binding; growth factor activity. The transcript is spliced from 5 exons. Gene Ontology annotation, biological process: immune response. The coding region runs from base 65 to 604 and encodes 179 amino acids. Lineage: Eukaryota; Metazoa; Chordata; Aves; Passeriformes; Thraupidae. Gene Ontology annotation, cellular component: extracellular region. The record is from RefSeq and is a predicted model, not a curated record.
GGCGGCGCCGCCACCAUGACCGCGGACCCGUCGGCGCAGCUCCCCGACAGCCUCCGCACGGACCAUGUUCCAUGCCUUUUUUAGAUCUACGUUACCAGUUCUGCCACUGCUCCUUGUUCUGUCUCCAGUGAAUGCAUCUACCUGUGCAAUGGGAAAUAAAACCACAGAAAUCCGUGUGAAGUACGAGAAUAUACUAAGUCACGACAUCAAUGAGCUGGUAAAUAUGUCAGCAGAGAAUCGUGACAGGUGCUGCAAGAAUAAAAAAUAUGAAAAUAUCAAAGUGUUUUUCUGCAAUGAUACUGAGGAAAUAGAAUCACUACAGAGCAUGGCGUGCAACAUGCUCAGAUUCUUUAAUAAGCAGAGGAUCAACAAAGCCUUUAGACAGAAAGCAGCAUUUGUCUCAUGUGGGACAUUACAAGUUCUACAGUGUAAAUGUGAAAGACCUAAAAAAGAAAAGGUUUGCUCACAUGUAUUUAGUUUAGAAGAUACAGAGACAGGUGAACAGUCCAAAAAGAAAUGCAACCAAGAAGUUUGUGAACUGAAAGAAAAUAUAUCUAGCCUUCGAUCCUGCUGGAAUAAAUUUGAAAAAAUAAUUUCCAGGUGA